Lotus japonicus is the source of this 3129-nucleotide messenger RNA. Its product is annotated as probable receptor-like protein kinase At4g39110. The record is from RefSeq and is a predicted model, not a curated record. Bases 187 to 2829 code for a protein of 880 amino acids. The transcript has a single exon. Lineage: Eukaryota; Viridiplantae; Streptophyta; Magnoliopsida; Fabales; Fabaceae. Gene Ontology annotation, molecular function: ATP binding; transmembrane receptor protein tyrosine kinase activity. Gene Ontology annotation, cellular component: plasmodesma; plasma membrane. Gene Ontology annotation, biological process: protein autophosphorylation.
UUGGAAUUCAGCGUUCUGUCAGGGCUGUCACCCCUUCAUUUUCUUUUCCCAUCCUAACAAUGAAAUCUGUUAGAGAGAGAGAGAAGAAUUCCUUAUAGGGAUCCAAAUACACCCUUUUUCAGGCUUUCUUGCUACACUCUUCAUUCUAAAUUUCAAUCCCUUCUUUCUCCUCACCCCCCAGGAGGUAUGGGGAAGAUAGAAAAAAAACACACCAAUUCUGCACCACAACAUCAUCAUUUUCUAUCAUCCUUAUCAUCUCUCAUGAUGAUGCCUAUCCUCCUGGUCUUUCUUCUCUUGGCCUUAACCUCCCCUGCUUCUGCUUCCUCUGCUUCCAUUCCCAAAGAUAACUUCCUCAUUGAUUGUGGUGCAGAAAAAGCACCAACCCUCCCUGAUGGAAGACAAUUCAAAACAGACCCACAAGCCAAUUCCUUCUUGCAAGCUAAUGAUGAUUUUAAGGUCUCAGCAGAAGGUGUGGAUGUUCCUUCACCUAUAUAUUCCAAUGCAAGGAUCUUCAUUCAGGAAGCAAAGUACUCCUUCCAUUUGGUUCAGCCAGGUUUUCAUUGGGUUAGGCUUCAUUUUUACCCUAUUAAAAACAAUGUAUUUGAUCUCCAAAAGGCAACUUUCUCUGUGAACACAGAUGCAUUUGUCCUCCUCCACAGCUUCAAUGUGAACAACAAUGAAAAGACAAUAUUGAAAGAGUAUCUCAUCAAUGCAACAGAACCCCAAUUCACAUUAUCCUUCAUUCCUUUGAAAAACUCAGCUGCAUUCAUCAAUGCCAUUGAAGUUGUUUCAGCUCCUGAUAACCUCAUCUUCGACACCGGCGCCGCCCUUUUCCCUGUUGGGGAAUUUUCAGGCCUCACAGGCUAUGCUUUUCAACCAGUUUUCAGGCUCAACAAUGGAGGACCUCUGAUCACCCCAUCAAAUGACACCCUUGGAAGAACAUGGGAAUCUGAUGAGCCUUUCCUCACAAACAAGAAUUUGGCUAAAAAAGCCUCAGUGGCUACCAGUGCCAUUAAAUUCCCAAAAGACACACCAACAAUUUCUCCUCUGAUUGCACCACAAACAGUGUAUGCCUCAGUCACAGAAAUGGGUGAUGCUGGUGUGAACCAGCCAAAUUUCAAUGUCUCAUGGAAAUUUGAUGUGGACACUUCUUUCAGCUACCUUGUUAGGCUCCAUUUCUGUGAUAUUGUGAGCAAAGGGCUUAAUGAGCUCUACUUCAAUGUCUAUGUGAAUGGGAAAAUGGCAAUUAAUAGCUUGGAUUUGUCUGCUAUAAAUGGUGAAUUGUCAACACCAUAUUACAAAGACAUCGUGGUGAAUGCAACAUUGAUGUCUGAGGGGCUAACAGUUCAGGUUGGUCCUGCAAAUGCUGAUGGCGGAAAUGCCAAUGCUAUUCUGAAUGGUGUUGAGGUUUUGAAGAUAAGCAACUCUGUGAACAGUUUGGAUGGAGAAUUUGGUGUUGAUGGAAGAAAAGCCAGUGGCUCUAACCGCGGGACGGUUGCAGCGGUUGGAUUCGCCAUGAUGUUUGGAGCCUUUGUUGGUCUUGGAGCCAUGGUGAUCAAGUGGCACAAGAGGCCACAAGAUUGGCAAAAGAGAAACAGCUUCUCUUCAUGGUUGCUUCCUCUACAUGCUGGUGACACAAGCUUCAUGAGCAGCAAGACCUCAAUGGGGAAAAGCAACAUCUACUCCUCAUCAAUGGGGUUAGGAAGGCUUUUCUCCUUUGCAGAAAUCACAGAAGCAACAAAGAAUUUUGACUCCAAGAACAUCAUCGGUGUUGGUGGGUUUGGUAAUGUGUAUUUGGGUGUGAUUGAUGAGGGGACUCAAGUGGCAGUGAAAAGAGGAAAUCCACAAUCAGAACAAGGAAUCAAUGAGUUCCAAACUGAGAUUCAAAUGUUGUCUAAACUCAGACACAGGCACUUGGUGUCUUUAAUUGGAUAUUGUGAUGAGAAUGAUGAGAUGAUUUUGGUUUAUGAGUACAUGCCUAAUGGUCACUUUAGAGACCAUCUUUAUGGAAAGAACAUGCCUGCCAUGUCCUGGAAGCAAAGAUUAGAUAUCUGCAUUGGCGCGGCGCGUGGUCUUCAUUACCUUCACACUGGAACUGCACAAGGAAUCAUCCACCGCGACGUGAAGACCACAAACAUUCUCCUUGAUGAGAAUUUCACAGCCAAAGUUUCUGACUUUGGGCUUUCAAAGGAUGCACCAAUGGGGCAGGGUCAUGUGAGCACUGCAGUGAAAGGUAGCUUUGGUUAUCUUGACCCUGAGUACUUCAGGAGGCAGCAAUUGACUGAGAAAUCAGAUGUGUACUCAUUUGGAGUGGUGCUGUUAGAAGCUUUAUGUGCAAGGCCAGCAAUUAACCCUCAGCUUCCAAGAGAGCAAGUGAACUUGGCUGAUUGGGCUAUGCAGUGGAAGAGAAAAGGGCUUCUUGACAAAAUCAUUGACCCUCUUCUUGUUGGUUCCAUUAACCCUGAAUCCAUGAAGAAGUUUGCUGAGGCUGCUGAGAAGUGUUUGGCUGAUCAUGGUGUUGAUAGGCCUCCAAUGGGGGAUGUUCUGUGGAACUUGGAGUAUGCAUUGCAGCUUCAAGAGGCUUUCACACAAGGUAAAGCUGAAGAUGAGAUCAAAUCCUCUGCAGCUUUUCCUACUUCACCUGUUCCUACUCCUACCACACCUUCUGAUGAACAUCCACUUCCACCUGCUUCACCUUCUCCUGCUCCUGCUCCUGCUGUUGUUCCUGAAGUGAAUAAUAACAAUGCUGCUCCAGCUCAAGUUCAUGCUAUUGAUGACCAUUCUGGAACUGCAAUGUUUGCACAGUUCAACAACCUUAAUGGAAGGUAAAAGCUAUGAAUUGGUGGAACUUUCACCUGAACUGAUAUAAAUUUGAUCAUGAGGAGGGGGUGUUAUAGUUGGUUUCUGAAGGUUUGUGGCAAAAAAAUUCCUGUAUUAUGAUGUGUGAUGUUUCUCUACUAGGUACUCUUGCUAUCCUGAGUCUGUCUUUCUAUAUUGUGUGUGGCAUAAUAUUUUUCAUGGUAGCAAACUUUUGUAUAAGAUAUGUACUGAGAUUAACGUGCUGGGUGUGUAAGCAUAUGUGCAUUCAGUACUAUUAAUCAUAUGAUGUUAUUUAAUUGGUUUGUAGUA